Molecule: messenger RNA, 2797 nt
Organism: Drosophila obscura
Lineage: Eukaryota; Metazoa; Arthropoda; Insecta; Diptera; Drosophilidae
Product: arginine/serine-rich protein 1
Exons: 3
Coding region: 878-1960 (360 amino acids)
Molecular function (GO): 5'-3' exonuclease activity; 3'-5' exonuclease activity
Source: RefSeq, a predicted model, not a curated record
CCAGAAACGCAAUACUAAUUGCAUUUGCAAGCAAAUUGUAAGCCUCGGUAUUGAUUCCAAUCGCAUUAAAAGCAAAACCCAAAAUACCCACGAGAAAUCUUGUGGCGAACCGACACACAUACACACACACACGCACUUACGCAUUGACAUCUCUCCGCUGUUGAGGCUUUGGCAGCAGGAAAAAAAGUGCAAAGCAAAUUACAUAACUCGUUUAUUUGUAUAUACAUCAAUUAGUUUGAGGUAAAAAAUUCUACAUCAUCUGCAUAAGCCGAAUAUCCGAUACGAUUUCAGAGUCCUCACAAUCCAAGAGUCAGAGUAAAACAAGCACAAAUACACACAAGCAAGCAGGCAAGCCAUCAAACGGGCCAGCCCAGAACUACGGAUAAUACAGCCUGGAUAAUACAGUACGCAGCCCACAGGAGCGAACGCGGAGAAACAUCAUCUGAUCUUGGCCGACAAUCAUCUCUCCUAGUGGACGCAACGCAAACAAGUAAAUUUUACCAUAUCUCAUUUUAAUCAAGUCAAUCAAGAAUCGAAAAAUAACAAGAACAAGAAAUCAACAAUCAAGGACUCACUCUCGAGUCUACUAAAUCCAAGUACAAGUAUCCAAAUUGCAUAAGAAUCCCCAUGUGCGGGUAUAUCUUGUGAGGUGGUGCUCAGUUCUUAUUCAGUAUAUUCUCGUUGCCUCAUCUGGCUGGGUGCUGGCUGCUAAGCUGCUGGCUGCUCGCUGCAGCUCCAGCCAGGUCGGAGGAAACCAGAAACUGCUUGACGACCCACAAGGAACGAUUAGCUCGAUUUUGAACCGCAGAACUUACAGAUAUACAGAAAAAAAAACAGAUACAGAUACAGAUAUUGUGUAUGCAUAGAUCAACCCGACAUGUCGGCGGCUCGCUUGCCCUACUAUCAGCAGGAUCAUUCGCCGGACAAGCAGCGGCGCGGUGGACGCGGCCAGCGUGGCUAUUCCGACCGCAACGCCUCUGGCUCUCAUAGACGGGACCGUAGCCGCUCCGUAGAACGCCGCCGCUACAGUCGCAGCCGCUCACGCUCUCGAUCCCGCAGUCGUUCCGCAGAGCGUUCGGGCCAACGGCGGCGACGUGACGAACGGAACGACGAGCGACGUCAACAGCAGCCGACGCGCUACCACCGCGAAAGGGAUUCCAGGGAGCGUUCACGGGAGCGGGAUCGCGACCGUGACUACUCCAGACGCUCUGGCCAUUAUCGUCGUUCAGACUCGCCUGCAUCCGUCGGCGGAGGCGGAGUAAGUUCCAGUUCCAGUCAGCGGCGCCAUCGCCAAUCAUCUGGAGGCGGAUCGGAACCGAAUGCCGCACAUAAUUCACACAAUGAGGCCCAGCCAGCUAACAGAUCCAAUGCCAUGUCCGCGGUGGGAGCCUAUUACAACCUAGACACGGAGGAGCCAUUCGACAAGGAGCGCAUUCAUCGUGAAAUGGAGGAGAAACUGCGCGAAGCCCUGGCCAGAGAGGGCAAAGUUUAUCCGCCACGUAAGCCUGAGCCGCCGUCGCAUCCUGUCUUUGCCAAUGAUGGCUCGUUCAUGGAGCUGUUUAAGAAAAUGCAGCAGGAGAAGAGGCAGCAGCUGCAGCUCGGCCAGGACUAUCAGUUGGAGAGCAGUGCACUCGCAUCUGGCAGUACGGACCUGCAGUCACCGAUAGAGGCUCAUCCGGGCAUACCCUGCCUGCCCGCCAUUGCAGUGGGAGCUGCAAACAGUGCGACAGCACCCUACAUUGCCGCUGCGGCAGCCGGAAAAUCAGCUCCACCGCCCCCCAUGGUGGGAAGGCGGCGCGGCGGUAAGGUCCUGAAGACCGGCAUGGUGGCCAAAUUGAAGACACAAAAUGAACAGGAAGUGGACCCAAAGGACUUCUGGUCACUAUAUUUAGCCGAGGUCAAUAAGUACAAGAGCAAUGCCUGCGACACGGACAAUGGCAAGCGUCCGUUGGUCAAGUAGGGCAUGGAAAAAUGAAAUUGAACGCAGAAGACACUCCCUAUGGAGACGCUCCCUUCAGGAGCGAUCCUUCCGUUUGGUUUGCUUUAUUCCCCGCACCACACCACACAAUCCGAUCAGGGCAUUCACGCGCCUUCAAGCUCACAUUAAAAUUACUUAUGUACAUUAUGCAAAUGAUGGUAGAUCCGCGACAGAAAUGUAGUUUGUGAAAUGUAAAUUACGACAAAUCGAUGGAUUCUUUUUUUUUUUUUAUAGAUAUAUACUAUUUACGGAUAUAUAUAUAUAUAUAGUAAAUAUGUAUGUAACUUUUGUACACGUUAAGGGACGAAGCCGUAGCCGCUGCCUCAAUAUAAGAAUAUUAAUGAUUAAACAUAGAAUAGCUCAUAAGGCCGUAGCAUAGUGGAUAUAUACGAACUGUAUGUGUGUCCCUUUCUAUAUUAUAUACAUACAUACAUCUACAUAUACAUAUGUAAGAAGCAUAUUAUUAGUGCAUAGAAAAGCGCACAUUCAGCAUCGACAAAAACAUGAGGAACUAACCAAUAUGAUUCUUUAUAAUCUAUCUCUUUCUCUCCUCUCCGUCUCCGUUCAUGCACCAAAACUCAACUCAACUCGAAACCCUAUUCCUUAUUUCAUUACAUUUUAUUUUUCUUAUAAAUAACUUCACGUUCCUUCCAAUCUUAACCGACUAUCAAACCGCCUAUCUGUCUUGUCUAUAUCAUUCUCUCUCCCCUCUCUCUCUCUCUCUGUAUACCUAUGUACCUUGGUUUACAAUUUGCUUGGUUUCCUUUCAUUUCUGUGGUUUUUCCCCCUUUUUUUUUUUUUUUUUUUUUGUUUUCUUAA